AUGAGUAUCUUUCUAGCGGGUCUGGUUUUCUGUUACAUACCAUCUUUUGCUUUAUCUGCCCUCUACCCACGCGACAAUGAGCCGCUUCAGCCUAUACACAUUCCUCUUGCGCUCAGCAAUCAACAAUAUGUCGUUAAAGUGGCUAUGUCUUCGAGACCUCAAGUCCAGAAUCUGCCUUUUGUAUUGUCGACAGCGAUAGGCUACACAGCAGUAGCUGGUACAUCUUGUGAUUCAUGUGGUGCGAAUGUAUACAACAUCAGUGCUUCUACCUCUGCCUAUCAAAUACCUCAAAGUCAGGACAUAUCAUUAUGGUCUAGCUCCACUAGCGGCUCGCUCAUAAUAGAGAACUGCAGCCUCAAGCAAGGGAAUGGAUCAGCAUGGGGUUAUACGAAUCAAACAAUCGUUGUGGCGAAUCAAUCUCAAACUAUCUUGCCGUUAUCCAGGUUCUCUGGUGUGUUGGGUUUAGGAAGCAAUGCCCGAGAUGGAAAUUUCCGGGCAAGUCUUGGAGGCAACUGGCUUUCCCAGCACCCAACACGGAUCAACUUUACCUACGCGUUCGCACCUGUCUCAUCUCAUUCCUCGGGUACGAAUGGAGGCAUGCUUCACUUGUUGGCCCAAGAUAGUUCUGGUGACGUGAUUUGGAAACCGAUGUCGGCCUUCAAUUCGAGUUCCACUAAUUCGGAUUGGUCCGUCAACAUGGACGGAUGGUCAUUUGAAAGUGGCGAUAAUGGGAAAAUAUCGCAGAACGGAGAUCUAAUGGCCGUACUGGAUCCCUUUUUUGCGACGGUACGCUUCCCACAGGCACAAGCGCGAUCAGUAUAUUCGUCUUUGACUGGAGCCAGUAUUUAUUCAAAUUCAUCGGAGACUAUCACUUGGGAGGUUCCAUGCGAGACGAAGAUGACAUUUACUUUCACAUUCGGGAACUUCGCGGCAAGCCUCGACGAAAAUAUAUUGCUGAGAAAAAGUCAAGGACGAUGCAUAAGCUAUGUAGAGGAAUGGACAGACCCCGAUGUCAGCGAAUACGUCCUUGGCGCGAGCUUUAUCUCAGCGAUUUAUCUGUAA
This is a messenger RNA of Guyanagaster necrorhizus, 1062 nucleotides long. RefSeq names its product acid protease. Gene Ontology annotation, molecular function: aspartic-type endopeptidase activity. Lineage: Eukaryota; Fungi; Basidiomycota; Agaricomycetes; Agaricales; Physalacriaceae. The coding region runs from base 1 to 1062 and encodes 353 amino acids. The record is from RefSeq and is a predicted model, not a curated record. The transcript has 6 exons. Gene Ontology annotation, biological process: proteolysis.